Plasmodium cynomolgi strain B is the source of this 705-nucleotide messenger RNA. RefSeq lists its product as hypothetical. Bases 1 to 705 code for a protein of 234 amino acids. Lineage: Eukaryota; Apicomplexa; Aconoidasida; Haemosporida; Plasmodiidae. The record is from RefSeq and is a predicted model, not a curated record. The transcript has 2 exons.
AUGGCAUUUAAGUGUCCAGAAGUAGAUGAGAAAAACAGUAAAAGUAAUGUAUUCAAACUUAAGUGUGCUGAUAAGAUCUUUAAGCCAUUUCUUAAUCAUUUUAGUCAUUUUGAUAAAUUAGACGAUAAAUGUUUGGAUCAUAUUAACAAAAUUAAAGAUCCCAUAUUAAAAUACAUUUCUGUAUACCUUGUACAAUAUUAUAAAGAUGGCUAUGAAUAUUAUAAAGAUAGUGAAAAAAAAGAGAGAGACGCAGCUUGCCAAUAUCUCAAACUAUGGUUACAUGAACAAAAAGAUUUAUUCACGUAUGGUGGGAUGUGUACUAUAAAGCUGUGGUUGUGGAAUAAUCAUAUUAGAACUCUGUGGACAUUGUUAGAAGAAGACUCAUAUCACCUUUAUAGAGAAUAUGACACAAUGCACGAAUGGUGCAAAUAUUAUGGGUACCAAUAUACAAAAUAUCCGCCUGGAAUUACUUUGCAUAAUUGUGAAGAAAGUAUUUCUAAAGAACUGCAUAGUGAAGACCCCCUUCAAAAAACAAUUAGAACUGAUUGUGAAUGUUCUGAUUAUGAUUUUGCAGUGAGUUCCAAAAUUACAGGUAAUACCCCUGAUAUUAAUCCAACUAAGAAGAUUGCAGUUACUUCAGGUUUGACAUCUGUUGGAACGGCUGGCGCUUUACUUCUAUUAUAUAAGGUAAUUAAUAAACAAUAA